UGAGAGAAAAGCCUUCUCUUCUAAACUUUUCUCUCCAUCCUUCACUCCUACCUCAUCUCUCUCUCUCUCUCUCUCUCUCUCUCUCUCUUUUUGGAUUAUUCUCUACCUCAGUAUUUUCUUUAGUUUGCUGCUUUCCUCCGUUCCCCUCUUCUCCAUCCUGCUCAGUUCUGUACAGUGGACCCCCAGUUCUCCUCUGCUAUGUGGUGGUGGCUGCUUGGUGUUUUGAGCUGUGUGCUGCUGCUGGCGGUGGUCGGUAUGUUCUUCCUGACCACCGCGAAACGCUACAAGGUGUUCAGCGAGAAGUGCGUGAGGCCUCCAGGACGCUUGGUCACCGACAGCAAGCAGAGGGACCACAGGCUGAAGAGAGGGUUUCUUGCGGACCGUGUUCCCCCUGCUCUGGAUGCGGUGGUGAUAGGCAGCGGGAUCGGAGGUUUGACAGCAGCAGCGCUUUUGUCUAAAGCCGGGAAGAGGGUUGUAGUUCUGGAGCAACAUGAUCAGGCUGGAGGCUGCACACACACCUUUCAGAAUAAGGGAUUUGAGUUUGACGUGGGUAUCCAUUACCUGGGCCAGCUUCACGAGAACAGCCUGCUGAGGGUUGCUCUGGAUCAGAUUACAGAGGGACAGUUGCAGUUCACACGGCUGGAGCAGCACUUUGACACACUGGUCCUAGGUCAGCCUGACCAGCGCAGGGAGUACCAUAUCCAUGCCGGGAAGACUGAGAUGGCAGAUAGCCUGAAGCAGCAGUUCCCAGGAGAGGAGGGGGCCAUUGAUGAGUUCAUGAGAUUGAUGAAGUUAGCCUCACGGCGGACGCCACUUAUCGCCAUCUUGAAGAUCAUACCUUAUUGGCUGGCGAACUUCCUGGCUCGAACCGGCCUAUUAGAUCACAUAUCUUCAGUGUUCCGCCUAGCAGCAACCAGCCAUUCCGAAAUAAUGUCCGGCCUCACACAGAACAAGGACCUGCAGGCCCUGUCUGCCUACCUGUUCUAUGGUGUCCCUCCUAAAGAGUCCAGCUUUCUCAUCAACGCUCUCCUUCUUCACCACUACAAGCGUGGUGCGUACUACCCACGGGGGGGUGCCAGUGAGUUUGCCUUUCACAUCAUCCCUGUCAUUCAGAAGGCUGGCGGUGCUGUGCUGGUCAGGGCUCCUGUGCAACGCAUCCUGCUCAACCAGCAAGGGAAGGCCUAUGGUGUGACAGUACUUAAAGGACACGAAGAGUUUGAGGUCCAUGCCCCUGUUGUCAUUUCCAACGCUGGAAUCUUCAACACCUUCCAGAAGUUUCUGCCUCAGCCCAUACAGGACAAACCAGAGAUCCAGUCGCUGUUGGGUUUGGUGCGUCACGGUAUGGGUUCCUUCUUGGUCUUUGUUGGUCUGGAUGGAACCAAAGAGGAGCUGGGCAUUGUUUCCACCAACUUCUGGAUGUAUAAAGACAAUGACUUGGACUCACUUAUGAAGCGUUACUCUUCUCUGAGCAAAGAUCAGGUAUUGGGAAACAUUCCCAUGAUGUUCAUCACCUUCCCAUCCGCUAAAGAUCCUACAUCCAACAUCAGACAACCAGGUAAGUCCUGUAUGACGUUGCUAACCAUGGCUCGCUAUGAGUGGUUUGAGGAGUGGGAGGAGACAAAGCUUGGCAAGAGGGGCCAGGACUACCUGGAUUUGAAAAAUAGCAUGGCCCAAGAGAUGCUGGACUGGGCACUAACAAUCUUCCCUCAACUGCGAGACAAGGUGGUGAUGGUGGAUGCUGCCACUCCUCUAACUAAUGUCCACUAUUUGGGCGCUCCGAGAGGUGAGAUGUACGGAGCUGAACACAACUUGGAGCGCUUCACCCCGGACACGGUUGCUAGGAUGCGACCACAGACACCGAUCAACGGACUCUACCUAACAGGUCAGGACGUAUUCUGUAACGGCAUGGCUGGGGCGCUGCAUGGCGGCCUGCUCUGCGCCUCGGCCAUCCUCGAUCAGAUCCUCUACAUCGACCUUCUAGCCCUGAAGAGCCGCAUCAAAAAACAGGCCAAUCAGAAGAAGCAAAAGAUGACGUAGCAGCUGAUUCCAGAUGUACAGAAAAAAAGACAAAGGAGGAAAAGAGAGAAACAGAUUCGGACCAACCAGUGUUAUGCUAAUGUAGCAUGCAAUGCAAUGCAUUGUACAACUUUUUUCACAUAGCAGUAGUACUCCCCAACACCUGUAAACAGACUGUGAAGGUUGAGCUAUACUUAAUAAAUGCUAUAAAAUAUUGGGGUUCUAUUGUUAAUUGUUCUUGGUACAUGGAGUAUAGUCCCACCCUUUUAACAAUCAUUUUUGUAUUGGCUUGUAUAUAAGAGCUAAACUGUCCUUCAGUCUUUGUUCUUUGCUUAGUAGCCACACGUUUUAUAUUUUUUUUUUGCCGAUGAGUAGCUUACAGCUACAUGACUGUGAAUUUAAUUUUUUUUUUUAAACAUAUUUUGCUUUUCUAAUCUGAUAUCAACCCUUGUACGCCAUCAGGUAAGAACAGUUCAUUAUUUGUUUGUGGAAA
This is a messenger RNA of Sander lucioperca (pikeperch), 2509 nucleotides long. Its product is annotated as all-trans-retinol 13,14-reductase-like. Gene Ontology annotation, molecular function: oxidoreductase activity. The record is from RefSeq and is a predicted model, not a curated record. NCBI's taxonomy places the organism in Eukaryota, Metazoa, Chordata, Actinopteri, Perciformes, Percidae. The transcript is spliced from 12 exons. The coding region runs from base 199 to 2037 and encodes 612 amino acids.